This is a messenger RNA of Heteronotia binoei (common prickly gecko), 1199 nucleotides long. It is a transcript of the gene DPF1, whose product is annotated as double PHD fingers 1. The record is from RefSeq and is a predicted model, not a curated record. Bases 4 to 1173 code for a protein of 389 amino acids. Lineage: Eukaryota; Metazoa; Chordata; Lepidosauria; Squamata; Gekkonidae. Gene Ontology annotation, biological process: nervous system development. Gene Ontology annotation, cellular component: nBAF complex. The transcript has 12 exons.
AAAAUGGCCACAGCGGUGCACAAGCCUAUCAAAUGCCUGGGUGAGGAUUUCUACCGGGAGGCCAUUGAACACUGCCGCAGCUACAAUGCCCGGCUGUGUGCUGAGCGCAGCAUGCGCCUACCCUUUCUCGACUCGCAGACGGGGGUGGCCCAAAACAACUGUUACAUCUGGAUGGAGAAGACCCACCGCGGCCCAGGCCUGGCUCCAGGGCAGAUCUACACAUACCCGGCUCGUUGCUGGCGCAAGAAACGGCGGCUAAACAUCUUGGAGGAUCCGCGGUUGCGGCCUUGCGAGUUCAAGAUUGAUUGUGAGCCCCCCCUGAAGAAGGAGGGGGGUCUGCCCGAGGGGCCAGUCCUAGAGGCGCUGCUUUGUGCUGAAUCCGGGGACAAGAAGCCAGAGCUGAAAGAGGAGGAGCUGGCCUUGGACUGCCCGAAGGCGCCUGUCGGGGAGUUCCUGCAUGAUCUGGACCCCGAAGACCUGGAGGACGACGCUCCCCGGAGGAAGAACAAAGCCAAGAGCAAGGCCUACGGCAUCGGGGGGCUGCGCAAGAGGCAGGAGGCGGCGCUGCUGGAGGACCGCGACAAGCCCUACGUGUGCGACAUCUGCGGGAAGCGCUACAAGAACCGCCCGGGGCUGAGCUACCACUACACGCACACGCACCUGGCCGAGGAGGAGGGCGACGAGGGGGCCGAGCGCCACGCCCUCCCCUUCCACCACCGCAAGAACAACCACAAGCAGUUCUACAAAGAGCUGAACUGGGUCCCAGAGAACCAUCGCAGGAACACAGCUAAGAAAGCUCCGGACGGCACAGUCAUACCAAACGGUUAUUGUGAUUUCUGUCUAGGCGGCUCCAAGAAGACUGGCUGCCCAGAGGACCUCAUCUCCUGUGCAGAUUGUGGGCGUUCAGGGCACCCCUCCUGCCUGCAGUUCACCGUGAACAUGACGGCCGCUGUGCGCACGUAUCGGUGGCAGUGCAUCGAGUGCAAGAGCUGUAGCCUCUGUGGCACCUCUGAGAAUGACGACCAGCUGCUCUUCUGCGAUGACUGUGACCGGGGCUACCACAUGUACUGCCUGAGCCCCCCUAUGGCUGAGCCCCCGGAAGGGAGCUGGAGUUGCCACCUGUGUCUUCGACAGCUGAAGGAGAAGGCCUCCGCCUACAUCACCCUUACCUAGGCUGCCCCCCGGCCCCUCUGCCCCCC